Molecule: messenger RNA, 1974 nt
Organism: Penicillium expansum
Lineage: Eukaryota; Fungi; Ascomycota; Eurotiomycetes; Eurotiales; Aspergillaceae
Exons: 1
Coding region: 1-1974 (657 amino acids)
Source: RefSeq, a predicted model, not a curated record
AUGGCUUUCACUUCUAGUUCACUUCAAAUCAAUAAGGGUUGGGAUGGGUCACUGACACUGGAGAUUCUUAUAGAUACCGAUUCGGAAGGUCCGCGCGGCCGUACUGGCCGGCCUGAGACACCCUCCUCCUCUGCGAACUCGUCUCGUUCUCGGCGCAGCAACCUCUCCCAGCAGGUACACUUUGAAGAGCCCGAGAUGUGCAACCCACUGGCAUCUCCCCGUUCUGACGUGACUGUCACUGCAGUCCCAGUGCCUGUGCCUGACAAGUCGACCAACCCUAGGGUUGGCGUGCCUUCGACGAGUGUUUCAGAGAGUAGUGUGCAGUCGUUGGACCCGUUGCCCGCUUCACAUGACAAGCGCAACGCGUUCUCCCAACGCAAAACAAACGUCUCUGCUCCCCCUCCCUCCCACCUUUCUCGUCCUUCCCUCCGUUCUUCCCUCCGUUCGUCUCUCCGUUCUUCUUCCAUCCCCCCUGUUCCCCCCAUCCCCGCCUCCAUCCUGAAGAACCGACCUGGCAACAUCGCCAUCAGCGAACUCAAACCUCGCUCUUCUUCUGCCCCACCAUCUCCACCCAAGAUGGCUGACAGUCCCAAUGUUCCGGAGGGCAACAACAAGCCACUCCCAGUGUCUCCCUCCACCAGAUACGACCCGCACACACCCAGCCCUCGUACACCCAUCUUCAGAAAGGAUGGCAUGCGCCGUCCCAGCCUCAGUCCUUUAGAGCGCGCUACCGGUGCCAGUUCUACCGGUGUCAGUCCUUCCACUCAUCGUUCCAGCUUGACCCUCAAGGAUCUUCCUGAGGCUCUCCGGUCUCUCCAGUACAAAUAUGAGACAGACUUCAAGCAACUGUCAAAGAAGAUCGACAAUAUCGACAAGGUCGAAAAGAAAGUUGAGGACUUUGUCAUGAUGACCCGGGACUACAUCCAGGACCAAAUGGAUGCCCAACUUGAGCGCCAGUCCGAGGUGACCUUCGAGCUUACCAAGGCAAAACUUGACGCGACUGAAGCCAAGGAGCAGGUCGAGGAGGUUAAGGAGCAGGUCGUGGAGAUCAAGGAGCAGAUCCACGAAAUGCGACUCGAAAUCAACGGACUCACCUCGUCUUUCAAUGACCUGAGUGCCAAAGUCGACAUGUGUCUCACUGGAAUUUAUGACAACACCGAAGAGCCAUUCGUGGUCUACCAGCGUCGCAAGAACACAGAGAUCGACGAAGAUAUUCAAGACAUCGGAGAUACAACCGUCGAGCAGGCAGCGCAGAUUCUCUUCUUGAGACAAAUGUUGAUUCGCAUUCAAGUCGCACUCAGAGUCUUGCAACGCGAGCACGGUCUGAACAUUUCUGAUGAGGUGGAUAAGAUUCUUCCUCCCACCCCUUUCCCUGUACGCGAUACCGUUCCACCCACUGGCAUCUUGAGAACUGUUGCCUCCGGGUCUGCAGCAACUCCGACAGCACAAGCCGCUACUCCAGCAAAGGGCCCUGCUCCAGCAAAUGCCCCUGCUCCAGCAAAUGCCCCUGCUCCAGCAAAGAGUGCCUCGCCACCAAAGACCGCUCCACCACCAAAGACCACUCCUCCCGCAUCAGCUACUCCGCCAGCAUCGGCAUCGGCAAGUGGAUCGGCAACGAUCACUCCACCAGGGUCUUCCACCGUGAAGCCGAGCUCGAUUCCUCGUCGAUCCAAGAAAAGGAGCUCGAAGAAGUCCUCCAACGCAUCCAUCGGGUCUACUGUUGCGAAGGAGACCUCCACCACAGAGGAAGAGACGGCUCCCCCUGUGCCCACCCUUCCCCACGGGAUUCGCCUCCCACUCGAUGCUGUCCGGGAUGCACCCCCCAUCCCCCUCGCCAACAUUCACCCGCUUUUCCGGGCACAAUUCAGGGCCGGAAAUGCAGAGGGCAUCCCGGCGGCCGCUAUCCUCCGGACCGAGGAGCCUUCGGGCCCCGGUUCCCCAACUGAGACUCGCAAGGACGAGGCCCGCAAGUAA